CUGUAUUCGAGACGUUUCUCCUCCGUUUCUAACCUCAACUUGUCGCUUCCCCUGUCAACAAUAGCAACAUUCACAAUUAAUUGACUAAAUUAGAAAAACCCAACAUGCCAAAAGUCCGUCGAAGCAAAAAAGCCCCUCCUGAGGGGUGGGAACUCAUCGAACCAACCCUCGAUGAGUUGGAACAAAAAAUGAGAGAAGCUGAAACUGAGUCCCACGAAGGCAAGAGGAAAAACGAAUCUCUGUGGCCCAUAUUUAAAAUCCACCACCAGAAGUCGCGAUACAUUUACGACUUGUUUUACAGACGAAAAGCGAUCAGUCGAGAGCUGUAUGAUUACUGCCUCACUGAAAACAUUGCCGAUAAAAAUUUAAUCGCCAAGUGGAAAAAACAAGGUUAUGAGAAUCUGUGUUGUCUAAGGUGUAUUCAGUCCAGGGACACAAAUUUUGGGACGAAUUGUAUUUGUAGGGUGCCCAAGGGCAAAUUAGAAGAGGGUCGCAUCGUCGAGUGCGUGCAUUGUGGAUGCCGAGGAUGUUCGGGGUAAACGGAUGGUUUUAUUAUUUUAAGGAUUGGUUUCAAUUUUUUUAAUAUGUAAUUGUAAAUAGCAAUAAAUAAAAUUAAGACAUCAGA
Molecule: messenger RNA, 625 nt
Organism: Zophobas morio
Lineage: Eukaryota; Metazoa; Arthropoda; Insecta; Coleoptera; Tenebrionidae
Product: protein BUD31 homolog
Exons: 3
Coding region: 105-539 (144 amino acids)
Biological process (GO): mRNA splicing, via spliceosome
Cellular component (GO): nucleus; spliceosomal complex
Source: RefSeq, a predicted model, not a curated record